CGCAAAAAAUAAAUAAAUUAGAGCAUCUUUUGGGGGGAGGGAAUUCAGCGGAUCAGUGUCUUAGAGGAGCUUUUUUUUUUAAGAGCGAGAAAUCAUAUAAAAUAAAAUGAAAUAAAACAAGGAGGAAGGCAACCAGCUGUUAGAGGGGGGAAAUAAGGCAGAUAAAGGAGCGGGGAGAGAAAUUAAUUGCCAACCAGGAGGAGUUGGGCUGUAUUUUUCAAAGGUGGGGGGAGUGGAGCACACACCUUGAGGAGGAAAGCGAGAAAGAAAAGAAAAAAGCAAGUGGACGGGGGGGCUCGCCCAAGAAGGGUGAAGAAGCGAAGAAAGUCGAGGCGCCGAGGCUCCUAAAGCUGGCAGCUCCGGGCGGCGGUGCAGGGGCGAAGGGGGGGCGGGGGGGACCGUCGGACAUGCGGCUCUGGAGUUGGGUGCUGCGCCUGGGGCUGCUGAGCGCCGCGCUGGGCUGCGGGCUGGCCGAGCGCCCCCGCCGGGCCCGGAGAGACCCGCGGGCCGGCCGCCCCCCGCGCCCCGCCGCCGGCCCGGCCACCUGCGCCACCCGGGCGGCCCGCGGCCGCCGCGCCUCGCCGCCGCCGCCGCCGCCGCCGCCGCCGGGCGGUGCCUGGGAAGCCGUGCGCGUCCCCCGGCGGCGGCAGCAGCGGGAGACGAGGGGCGCCGCGGAGGAGCCGAGCCCGCCGAGCCGGGCGCUCUAUUUCAGCGGGCGAGGCGAGCAGCUGCGCCUGCGGGCCGACCUCGAGCUGCCCCGGGACGCGUUCACGCUGCAAGUGUGGCUGCGAGCGGAGGGGGGCCAGAGCUCUCCGGCGGUGAUCACAGGGCUAUAUGACAAAUGUUCUUAUGCCUCACGUGACCGAGGAUGGGUCGUGGGCAUUCACACCGUCAGUGACCAAGGCAACAGAGACCCACGCUACUUUUUCUCCUUGAAGACAGACCGGGCCCGGCAAGUGACCACCAUCAAUGCCCACCGCAGCUACCUCCCAGGCCAGUGGGUACACCUGGCUGCCACCUACGACGGGCGGCUGAUGAAGCUCUAUGUGAACGGUGCCCAGGUGGCAACCUCUGGGGAGCAGGUGGGUGGCAUUUUCAGCCCACUGACCCAGAAGUGUAAAGUCCUCAUGCUGGGAGGCAGUGCCCUCAACCACAACUACCGGGGCUACGUGGAGCGCUUCAGCCUAUGGAAGGUGGCCAGGACGCAGCGCGAGGUCCUGCUGGACAUGGAGACCCGCGGCCUCCACGCUCCUCUACCUCAGCUCCUCCUCCAGGAGAACUGGGACAACGUGAAGCGCGCCUGGUCCCCCAUGAAGGACGGCAGCAGCCCCCGCGUGGAGGCCAGCGGCGCCCACGGCUUCCUGCUGGACACGAGUCUGGAGCCGCCUCUGUGCGGGCAGACGCUGUGUGACAACCCCAAGGUCAUCUCCAGCUACAACCAGCUGCCGCGUUUCCGCCGGCCCAAGGUGGUGCGCUACCGCGUGGUCAACCUCCACGACGAUGGCCGCGAGAACCCCACGGUGAGCCGCCAGCAGAUCGAUUUCCAGCACCGGCAGCUGGCCGAGGCCUUCAAGCGCUACAACAUCUCCUGGGAGCUGGAGGUGCUGGAGGUGAGCAACUCGUCCCUGCGCCGCCGCCUCGUCCUGGCCAACUGCGACAUCAGCAAGAUCGGGGACGAGAACUGCGACCCCGAGUGCAACCACACGCUGACCGGCCACGAUGGCGGGGACUGCCGCCACCUGCGUCACCCCGCCUUCACCAAGAAGCAGCAGAACGGGGUGUGCGACAUGGACUGCAAUUACGAGCGGUUCAACUUCGACGGCGGGGAGUGCUGUGACCCCGAGAUCACCGAUGUCACCAAGACCUGCUUCGAUCCCGACUCUCCGCACAGAGCAUACUUGGAUGUUAAUGAGCUGAAGAACAUUCUUAGACUGGAUGGAUCAACACACCUCAAUAUCUUCUUUGCAAACUCCUCGGAGGAGGAAUUGGCAGGAGUAGCAACUUGGCCGUGGGACAAGGAGGCCCUAAUGCAUUUAGGUGGCAUUGUCUUGAAUCCAUCUUUCUAUGGCAUUCCUGGGCACACCCACACCAUGAUCCAUGAGAUCGGGCACAGCCUGGGCCUCUAUCACAUCUUCCGAGGCAUCUCAGAAAUCCAGUCUUGCAGUGACCCCUGCAUGGAGACAGAGCCUUCCUUUGAGACCGGAGACCUCUGCAGUGACACCAACCCAGCCCCAAAACACAAGUUCUGCGGUGACCCGGGGCCAGGGAACGACACCUGUGGCUUUAACAGCUUCUUCAACACUCCUUACAACAACUUCAUGAGCUAUGCAGAUGACGACUGCACUGACUCCUUCACGCCCAAUCAAGUCGCCAGAAUGCACUGUUACCUGGACCUGGUGUACCAGAGCUGGCAGCCCUCCAGGAAGCCGGCGCCUGUCGCCCUUGCCCCCCAGAUCGUGGGCCACACGACCGACUCCGUGAUGCUGGAGUGGUUCCCGCCCAUCGACGGCCACUUCUUUGAAAGAGAAUUGGGAUCAGCAUGUGACCUUUGCCUGGAAGGGAGAAUCCUGGUGCAAUAUGCCUUCAACGCCUCCUCCCCGAUGCCCUGUGGCCCAUCAGGACACUGGAGUCCUCGGGAAGCAGAAGGUCAUCCAGAUGUUGAACAACCCUGUAAGUCCAGUGUCCGCACCUGGAGCCCAAAUUCAGCUGUCAACCCACACACAGUCCCUCCAGCCUGCCCUGAGCCACAAGGCUGCUACCUUGAACUGGAAUUCCACUACCCCUUGGUCCCUGAGUCUUUGACCAUCUGGGUGACCUUUGUCUCCACUGACUGGGACUCCAGUGGGGCUGUCAAUGACAUCAAACUGUUGACUGUCAGUGGGAAGAACAUCUCCCUGGGCCCUCAGAACGUCUUCUGUGAUGUCCCACUGACCAUCAAACUCCGGGAUGUGAGCGAGAAGGUGUAUGGCAUCCAGAUCUACACGUUGGAUGAGCACUUGGAGAUAGAUGCGGCCAUGUUGACCUCUGUUGCAGACAGCCCACUCUGCCUGGAGUGUAAGCCCUUGCAGUACAAGGUGGUCCGGGAUCCUCCUCUCCAGGUGGACGUGGCCUCCACCCUACACUUCAGUAGAAGAUUCACAGACAUGGAUCUAAAUCUUGGCAGUGUGUACCAGUACUGGGUCAUCACUAUUUCAGGAAACGAAGAGAGUGAGCCAUCACCUGCUGCCACAUACAUCCAUGGAAGUGGGUACUGCGGUGAUGGCAUCAUCCAGAAAAGCCAAGGUGAAGAAUGUGAUGACAUGAAUAAGAUCAAUGGGGAUGGUUGCUCCCUUUUCUGCCGACAGGAAGUUUCCUUCAAUUGCAUCGAUGAACCCAGCCGGUGCUAUUUCCAUGAUGGUGAUGGGGUAUGUGAGGAGUUUGAACAAAAAACUAGCAUCAAAGACUGUGGUGUCUACACGCCCCAGGGGUUCCUGGAUCAAUGGGCAUCCAACGCUUCCGUAUCCCAUCAAGACCAGCAGUGCCCAGGCUGGGUCGUCAUCGGCCAACCAGCAGCAUCCCAGGUGUGUCGAACCAAGGUGAUAGAUCUCAGUGAAGGCAUUUCCCAGCAUGCCUGGUACCCUUGCACCAUCAGCUACCCGUACUCCCAGCUGGCUCAGACCACUUUCUGGCUCCGGGCGUACUUUUCUCAGCCAAUGGUUGCUGCAGCUGUCAUCGUCCACCUGGUGACCGACGGGACCUAUUACGGGGAUCAGAAGCAGGAAACCAUCAGCGUCCAGCUGCUUGAUACCAAAGACCAGAGCCAUGAUCUAGGCCUCCAUGUUCUGAGCUGCAGGAACAAUCCCCUGAUUAUCCCCGUGGUCCACGACCUCAGCCAGCCCUUCUACCACAGCCAGGCGGUACGUGUGCGCUUCAGUUCACCCUUGGUCGCCAUCUCGGGGGUGGCCCUCCGUUCCUUCGACAACUUUGACCCCGUCACCCUGAGCAGCUGCCAGAGAGGGGAGACCUACAGCUCUGCCGAGCAGAGCUGCGUGCACUUCGCAUGUGAGGCCAAUGACUGCCCGAAGCUGGCCGUGGAGAACGCUUCUCUCAACUGCUCCAGCAGUGACCGCUACCACGGUGCCCGGUGCACCGUGAGCUGCCGCACGGGCUACGUGCUCCAGAUACAGCGGGACGAUGAGCUGAUCAAAAGCCAGGCAGGACCCAGUGUCACGGUGACCUGCGCGGAGGGCACGUGGAACAAGCAGGUGGCGUGUGAGCCCGUGGACUGCGGCGUCCCGGACCAGCACCACGUCUACGCCGCCUCGUUCUCCUGCCUCGAGGGCACCACGUUCGGCAGCAAGUGUUCCUUCCGGUGCCGCCACCCGGCGCAGCUGAAAGGCAACAACAGUCUCCUGACCUGCAUGGAGGACGGGCUGUGGUCCUUCCCAGAGGCCCUGUGCGAGCUCCUGUGCCUGGCUCCACCCCCGGUGCCCAACGCAGACCUCCAGACGGCCCGCUGCCGGGAGAACAAGCACAAGGUGGGCUCUUUCUGCAAGUACAAGUGCAGACCCGGAUACCACGUGCCCGGCUCCUCCCGGAAGUCAAAGAAACGGGCCUUCAAGACCCAGUGCACCCAAGACGGCAGCUGGCAGGAGGGGGCUUGUGUUCCUGUGACGUGUGACCCUCCUCCACCGAAGUUCCACGGGCUGUACCAGUGCACGGAUGGCUUCCAGUUCAACAGCGAGUGCAGGGUCAAGUGUGAAGACAGCGAUGCCACCCAGGGGCGCGGGAGCAACGUCAUCCACUGCCGGAAGGAUGGCACCUGGAGCGGCUCCUUCCACGUCUGCCAGGAGAUGCAAGGCCAGUGCUCAGCCCCGGACCAGCUCAACAGCAACCUCAAGCUGCAGUGCCCUGAAGGCUACGGCAUCGGGUCGGAGUGUGCCACCUCGUGCCUGGACCACAACAGCGAGUCCAUCAUCCUGCCAGUGAACGUGACCGUCCGCGACAUCCCCCACUGGCUGAACCCCACGCGGGUGGAGAGAGUUGUCUGCACAGCUGGUCUGAAGUGGUAUCCUCACCCUGCUCUGAUUCACUGUGUCAAAGGCUGUGAGCCCUUCAUGGGAGACAAUUACUGUGAUGCCAUCAACAACCGAGCUUUCUGCAACUAUGACGGUGGGGAUUGCUGCGCGUCUACGGUGAAGACCAAAAAGGUCACCCCCUUCCCUAUGUCUUGUGACCUACAGGGUGACUGUGCUUGUCGGGACCCCCAGGCCCAAGAACACAGCCGGAAAGACCUCCGAGGAUACAGCCAUGGCUAAGGAAGGACAAGGCGUUGUCAAAGAAUUCCCAAUGCCAGGACCCGCAUCCCUUUGGUAUUGAUUUCACAGUCAGCUGCUCAACGGAAUGGCCUCUCCACACCAGGGAUCCUUAGCACCCAACCGGUCUGCCUUUAAUUUCACCCAGGAAGGACUCGUAGUGGGGGCACGUGAACCAAGUCUCGCCAUGUUGAAUGAUGGAAUGGAAUCCCAUCCCAAAGUCUUAGAUGGAUUGCAUAUACAGCGUGCAGUCCCUGAGCCUCCUAAAAUUCUAACCGUUUGUCACACGACCACAGCAAGAAACAUGUAUCUAGGAGUUAUGUAUCUAGGAGUGUGCCCAUCUGUGGUUAGUAGGCAUGCACGUGUACGCACCCAUGCAAACAUCCGCGUGAGGGCAGUUUUGGAGACUGAGCAGAGAGAGACUGGGGCACACUCAGUCUUUCCUCUCCCAAGCUCCUAGCCAACACUGUCCUUGGGAGAAAGAGAGUUACAGAAACUGCCAAGACCAAGUGUUGAAAUGCUAAGAUAGCUCACACCCUGAGGCUUAAAAUACGUAAGGUGUGCACAAGUGUGCAGUCCUUUGGGAUUGGAAGUGAAAUGGUCUCUGAUCACCUACCUUCUAGGGAAGUAGGACCCAGGAAGAGGUAAAGAAUCCAAGGUAUGCAAAGCCCCCAAAUUCUUCCGCUGCCAUGGGGGAUUUUACCGCAACUCCGGGGUUCGAGGCCAAGCUAGAAAUGGCUUAGGAUUGCAAUGUCAAGGUAUUAUAACAGCCCCCUGCUUGAGGCUUGAGGCCAUAAUAUCCCUCCCAUUCCCCAAAUCUUGCCUUGGGACCACAUUUGCUGCUACUUUUCCGGCUGCUCUAUCCUAUACAUUGAGUACCCCAAGAUGGUAGGACUAGGUUAGGAAAAACCCCACACAACCAAACAGUCUGCCUUAAAAGUGACCCACAUUUUUCCACAGCUCCUCACCUCUUAGCCCUUCUGCAAGAGAAAACCCCUCAUAGGCCCACAUGGUGAGAAGUGAAGUCCCCCAUGGGUGGGCUUCUCAUCCUGGAAGGGAAUUGAGGGACUUAAGAUGCUGGAACCCUCACUGAGAGUCCAGAAUGUCUAAGCCAGUGUUAGAUUUUAUAACCAAGUGGAACAGUGUUAAGUUUCUGUGAUGUUGGAGCCCUGCAGAGACUGCUGGAAUUUUAGGGACUCUUGAGUUACCAUCCUUAUCCAAGCCUUCCUGCCCCUCCAGGCUAGAGCAGGCUUUGGGUCUGAGGACCUCACUUUUGCCCCGAGUAGCUAGAGUUCUGGAACAGACAACUGUCUUGCAUGGAAUCUGUCUGGACUGUGUUCCAGAGGGGCUGUCAGAGGGAAGCCGAAGAGUUCACAGCCUCGGUCCCCAACACCCCAGCACGGCCAUCAUGCUUUCCACAGUCUUCCAGCUCCCGCUACCCCAGCCACACCUGUGGUUGGGCGGCCCUUCCCUCUCUCCUGUGCUCAGCCUCCGAAAGUUAAGAGGAAAUUAGCCAAACGCGCAUAGAAGCCUCCACCUCUUUGGGGUCCUCUUUGCCUCUGUUCAGCCAGUUACCUGUCCACUCCUUUUGAAUUAAUAUGGGAAGAGAUGGAUCCAGAAUGAGGUGGAGAGAAUGCUUAAGUUUGACGUGAUUUUUGAAACUGAGAAAGUGAGGUGAUGGGAGUGUCUAAACUAGAUAUAUCGCAUAAAGAUUGCUACAGAUCAUCUCAAGUCUAGUGAAGACAACCAACAAAAACAAGGUUUAGCACAGCAAUGGAAAAUACUAGGCACAUGGGCUGACCCUCCUCAUUCCUGCAUCUGACGCAGGCGUUGUUAAUCAGCUAUAGCCCUUUUUCCAGGGACCAAAAAUAACUUCAGAAACCUUCUUACUGUAUCACUCCCAACAGCAAUUACCUACUGAUCAAGAACACUUGAGAAGAUAUCUAUUGGCCAUCUGUGGUCUGUUAUAUUAAGAAAUAUAUCAAGGUGCUUUUUGCACAGGUGCCCACAAAUAAGGAUGCAGUGCUUAGGUAGUUUUGUGUGGCUUGUACCAUAUUACAAACUCUUAGAUUGGGUUCUAGGCGCUCCACUGUUAAGGCCUGGCUCAAAUCCUUUUAUGUUUCCUCUCACAAACUUAUAUCUCAUUUAUAUUCAGGGCAUUUUUUUUCCCUCUAAUUACCAGGGCCAAUCCUUGGCAAAAUAAUAAUAAUUAUAUAAGCAUUGAUCCCAUUUUGUACCCCUCUCCAGUAUCUCAGAACUCUUGCCAACUCUUAAAGCCCCUCUUUUGCCCUAGCUGAGUUGUCAACCUGGGUGGUGCUAGCUAGGAAGGAACAAACUAAGAAAGAUAACAGAGUCAGCCCUCCCAGUUGCUUUUUUACAUCAAUAAGUAGUGCAAAGCCUUGGAGACCCAAAGACAACAUUACUAACGGUGGGGUGGCAGGAAUCACAGAAGAACCUCACCAGCUUCCCUGAAAUCGACUCUCAUGCUCUUUCCUCCUUCACUUGCACACACACUUCAGCUGACAAAAGUUUCCUGAAGGCUGACUUCUUACCUUCAGAUUCUCAGAUUGAUCAAGCCCUUAUGAGCAAAGAGUCUUCCAGUCUCCUUCUUACCAUCAUUCAAACCUGUUACUCACAAAUUCAUAUUUGCCAAGGAUAUUAGGUGGGAGAGGCUGCUUGAUUGACAGCCAGCCUUGGGCCCACAUGCAAGGUGUCAUUAAUAGGCCCUUCUCAAACCUUAGUGGAGGACAGUCAGCUCUGUUCAUGCAAUGCACUGAUUCUCGGUUUCAUUUUCUUUCUGGGGAUAAACUCACUCAGUAUCUCAUCCCCUGAUCAUCAUCUCCAGUUGAGGACAGUGGAGUACUCACAAGGAGGCAGCUCUGAAACCCUGUUGUCUGUCAGCAGCUCAGAGGUCCUAAAGCACUUGGAGGUUCUGAAGAUGUAUUAGCUUCUUCAGAACUUGGAAGUUCUGAAGAAGUAUUAGCCUGUUAACAGCAAGGAAGAAAAGAUAAGGUGGACAGUUCUCCAAGCCUUCUCUUAGGAAGACUUUCCAAGCUGCAACCCUACUGGCUGCCAGAGGACUUGCAUUACCCCCCAGAUUCUGUGCCAACCACCUUUUAAGGGAAGACUGUCCUUGGGAAGUCCAUUCUGGUGGCUGAAUUGGGGUGUUAUGAAAGGGAGAGAUCAAUGACUGUAAAUAGUAAGGCUCUGAAGAUGGAGGGUGUCAGCUGCUACUCCUGGCUUCAGCAUGUUGAGUCACUGCCUAGACAGUUCUCUUGGUCUUCUUCCCACCUUGGCCAAUGCUUCAAUGCUAUUUGUUGAAAAUAAUUCUUUGAGACAGAUUUCGGCUACCUCCCUUCCAGGUUUGAUUUAACUUGGUUCUAACUGUCAAUUUGUUAUAGGUCUUACCUGUGUUAAGGAAGGAAGGAAAGAGAGGAAGAAAGAGAGACAUAGAGAAAGGAAGGAAGGAAACCAUAAAUUCAAGUGAACAGUUUUGAGGUUUUGUGUUUUGUUAUGUUUUUUUUUUCUGGAACUACUUCAAGUGGGAAAAUAAAAAGAAGAAAUUGAUGGUGACAAAGCUGUACAGAUAGAGAUUAAUAGAAGACAAGGAGAUUAAAAGUAAAUAAAAUGCAUGAUUAAAAAUAAGAAUUUUUUUAAAACC
Molecule: messenger RNA, 8955 nt
Organism: Balaenoptera acutorostrata (minke whale)
Lineage: Eukaryota; Metazoa; Chordata; Mammalia; Artiodactyla; Balaenopteridae
Gene: PAPPA
Product: pappalysin 1
Exons: 22
Coding region: 408-5297 (1629 amino acids)
Molecular function (GO): metallopeptidase activity
Source: RefSeq, a predicted model, not a curated record